Messenger RNA from Myotis davidii, 3994 nucleotides. RefSeq names its product microtubule associated protein 9 (gene MAP9). Lineage: Eukaryota; Metazoa; Chordata; Mammalia; Chiroptera; Vespertilionidae. Bases 210 to 2153 code for a protein of 647 amino acids. The record is from RefSeq and is a predicted model, not a curated record. Gene Ontology annotation, cellular component: astral microtubule. The transcript has 14 exons. Gene Ontology annotation, molecular function: microtubule binding. Gene Ontology annotation, biological process: mitotic cytokinesis; regulation of mitotic cytokinesis; mitotic spindle assembly.
AGCCCCGCCCCCUCGCUCAUUCCAGUUCCCCGUCAAGGAGGUGCCCGGCCCAGGCCUGGGGGAGAGGCUCUUCCCCGAGUCCAGUCGCUCCGUCCUCGGGGUCACGGAGAGCCCUCGGCAGGAGUGGCCACCAUCAGAGGUUGAAUUAUUACUGUUGUUUAUUUAACAUUUUAUAAAGGUAACGAGGAAAAAAAGAGAUCCCAUACACUAUGUCUGGUGAAGUUUUUAGCACAACUUUGGCAUAUACAAAGAGUCCAAAAGUCACCAAAAGAACUACUUUCCAGGAUGAGCUAAUAAAAGCAAUUACAGCUCGCUCAGCCAGACAGAGGAGCUCUGAAUACUCAGAUGACUUUGACAGUGAUGAGAUUGUUUCCUUAGGUGAUUUUUCUGACACCUCUAUAGAUGAAAAUUCACUUAAGAAAACAAUAAAUGAUUUCCAGAUAUCAGAUGAUGAAGAAAAUAAUUCUCCUAAACUAUCUUUUUUGAAAACCAAGAAAUCAAAUAGUGACUCAGUGGAAGAGGAGCCAGGCUUCUCUAAUAAAAAAGACGAGGAAAUGGCGCCUGGGAAUUGUGAAGACAGGGUUGUAAACCCCUUAUCUGAGUCUCAAAAUGAAGACCAGGAAACUGAAAAAGAGACACUCCAAAUGAAACCUAAACCCAGAAUUCUUUCAAUCAAAAACACAGCUUCAGCAGAAAACAGCAGCAGCCUUGAAGCAGAAAACCACUUCACACCUUCACCUCGGCCAAGGAGCAUGCUGACAAAGCACAGGCUCCAGGAAGAAAAAGAUGGGCUGGGAGGAGAGAGAGAAACUGCCCUCCGGGAAGAACUAGAGGCACAUCCUGCACCGUCAUCCCUCCCAGAGCCGAAGGACAGACAGCCAGAAGCUGAGGAAAAAACGUUCUCUGAAGACCUUGACCCUGAGGAUCCAUGGUUAACAAGUUUGUCAUUAUCAUCCCUUAAAGAAAGUUUUGGAGAUUCCCUUUCACCAGGAUCUGGGGAAAAAACAUCUAUGAAAGAUCAGAAUGAAGAAUUCACUGAAAACCAUCAUUCCUUGAAAUCAGACAAAAAUGAAGAUAAUUCAUUUUUGAUAGACUUUGUUACUUCUGCACUUGAGAAAUCCAAGGAAGGGCAAGUGACUUCUGAUGACCUUGAAGAAAACAAGGAGAAAGCUAAAUUGGAAAUGAAUGAUGACUUAACUGUUGAUCCACCACUAUCUCAGCAGAAUUUAAGAUCUACCAGUGCAACUGAAUCUGCAAAGAAAACAACUGAAGAUAGAAAUAUGAAGAAUAAACAGUCAGCAAAUAAUAGAGCAUCCAGUGCCUCCGGCAGAUUAAUGACCUCUGAGUUUUUAAAGAAUUCUAGUUCUAUAAGGAGAACUCCAUUGAAAACUACCUCUUCUCACUAUUUAGGGACUUUGAAAGUCUUGGAUCAAAAGUCCUCACACAAACAGAACAAAGAACCUGACAAAGCAGAUAACAUAAGGGCAGCUGUUUAUCAGGAGUGGUUAGAGAAGAAAAAUGUAAAAAUACAUGAAAAGCACAGAAUUAAAAGGAUUGAAAGUGAAAAUUCAAGGAUCCAAAAUGAACAGAAAAGAGCUGCUAAGAGAGAAGAAGCCUUAGCGUCAUUUGAGGCCUGGAAGGCUAUGAAGGAAAAGGAAGCUAAGAAAAUAGCUGCAAAAAAAAGGCUUGAGGCCAAAAACAAAAAGAAAACUGAAGAAGAAAAUGCUGUGAGAAAAGAAGAAGCACAACAUGCUUUUGAAAGAUGGAAAGAAAAAAAGAUAGAAUAUCUUAAAGAGAAAAUUAAAAAGGAAAAAGAAUAUGAAAGAGCAAAGAAACAGAAGGAGGAGGAAACUAUUGCUGAGAAAAAGAAAGACAACCAAACUGCUGUGGAAAAAUGGAAUGAAAAAAAGGAAGCUUUUUUGAAAGAAAAGGGGAAAGAGAAAAUCAAUGAAAAAAGGAAAGAAGAACUGAAAAGAGCUGAGAAAAAAGAUAAAGAUAAACAAGCUAUUGAUGAAUAUGAAAAAUGGCUGGAAAAGAAAGAAAGGCAGGAAAGAAUGGAACGAAAAAUAAAGAAACGUCAUUCCUUUCUUGAAAAUGAGGCACUUCCUCCAUGGAGUCCUCCAAGCAGAACUGUGUUCUCAAAAAUGAUUUGAUAAUUCUACUUCUUACGUUAUUUAGUUACUCAGUAAUGUUAGCCAUAGUUUUAAAACUACAUAUCCAGUUAUUUAUAGUUAGAAUAUUUAUUUUAAAUUAAAUGCCAGCCACUUCUGAUCAUGAAAAGGAUGCUUUGGAGCUUAACCAGUGAAAACACUGAAAGUGGUUUUUGAGCUGUAGAUAAACCGCCUCAAAUGAAAAGCUCUAAUCAUCAGAAUGCUCUUACCUUUAAAAUACCCUUUAUUAUGUACUGAGGAUUCUUACAAUCAGGUGAUCAGUGAUCACUUUCUCUAUGCCGUUCAGGUUAUUUAAGUAUGUUUAUUCCAAAUAGUAAAAAGGAAACCAUUUAGGUACAAUAACUAUAGAAAUAAUUGAAUUUAUAUAUGAUUAUACAUCUAGAUUCAGGUUUUUAAAUGAAUGGCUGCUGGGGAGUAUGACUAUAUUAUUCUAAAAUUGAUCUUUAGCUCAAAGCAAUUGCAUUUGCACUUUGCAAGCUAGAAUUUUGGUCAACUGAGGGAGUAGUUCAGUAGAAUGCUAAUCAUUGAGGCAUUUUAUUUAAGAAUUCUGUCUUAUGUUUUAAUAUGAAUGAGCUUUACCUGUUCUAGGCUUAUGUGACAAUCACAGGCACUUUGUCAUAGGGAGACCUCUGAAAUUUGUCUUUUUAAAUUCUAUCUCGCGUUAUUCUUUCAGUGAUACCAAAAAGAUAUCCAUUCCAUGGUAGUGAUAUACUUACAUAUUAGUUAAGGAAAUUCCACAAGAAUUCAAGGUCAUUAUCAUUCUUAAUUAUUUUCCAGAUUGAAGCCAUAAAAUUGAUAAAAGCAAUUUUUGUCCUUUUAACUAAUCCAGAAUCUUAUAGCUUGUAUUUGGAAGGCAGCUGUAUGUAUGAGAAAGUAACUUGUAGAAAAUGUCCAGUCAGGUUUUAUUUAUUAGAUCUCUGCAUAUCCUUCUAUUUAUUGGACUCAUACUUGAAUUGGUCAGCUAGUUUAUCACAGACCAAGUGAACGCUCUCGGAGUUGAAAUGCUACUUUAGCCAACGUGCAAUGCAAUAAUGGAUAAGAAUAAGCAGUUACUAUUUAUUAAGCACCUAUUUUAUUCUCUCUGCUGAGUCUUUACAAAUGUUAUUUCCAUCUUUACAACAACUCAUCAGCGUAGGUAUUAUUAGCCUUAUUUUGCAGAUAAAAUACUGAGACUCAGAGAAAUCAAGUAAGUUGCCACACUCGUAGCAUGUGACUGAGUUGGAAUUAGCUAGACCUGAUUAAGUGGGUCACCCUCCAGAAGCCACAUGCCCAUUUCAUGCUCUCACGUGGCCUCUGAGAAGUUUCUCAAGCCCUUUGUGUUAUAUCAAACUUAAAACACAUUUUACCUCUCAGAUCCUACAAUCACGUAUUAUUAUCCAGAGAUUAUCUUUCCCUUAAGAAAUAGCUGUAGACAUCUAUAAAGUAGAAACAGAAUUCAUAAUAUUUAAGGAUUUAGUCAAAUGCUUUGUAUCUAGGAUUAGAAUGUUAGAAAAACCAGCAGGUUAUGGAAUAUAGGCGUUGAGAUAGUCACUCAGGAGUUUCACACUCUGAGAAUUAAUCUUGAUACAGUGAAUAUGCAAGGUAAGAAAGAUGUCAUGGGUCCCUUUGUAAGGUCACAUCAGUGCUACCGACAAAUAGACGACAUUUUUAUACAGCCUGAACUAGGAGAAUACUUAAUCAUUACCAGCAACAUGUAUUAUCAGCAUGGAAUUUAGGACCUCUUACUCAUCUGUGUGUCCCCCAUAGUACCAUACACAGUGCCUACCAGAAUAGAUCGUUUAGUGCUAAUUGCAUCUAACUAGCUGUUCAAAGCUAAAAAUAUA